AUGACCUACAACUCCAAAUACUUCCUCAGCUUCGCAGCUCUUGCGUUUGCUACUACCAAUGCCCUUAUUGUCACCCCGACCGACGACGCAACAGCACUAGCCAAUGCCGUCCUCGGCCCCGGUAUCACUCUCGUCUCAGCUACCUACAGCGGAGCCUCCGGUAGCUCCGGCACCUAUACCGAUGGGCCGCUGGGUAUCCGCGACUCCAUCGUUAUGACCUCAGGUAAUGCAAUCGACACCGUCCCUGGGCCCGGUACCAGCGAAGAACUAUCCAAAGACCGUAACACCGCCGGUAGUGCGCUCUGCCAGUCCCUCAACGGCGGCGUACAAACGUAUGAUGCUGCGGUGCUCAGCAUGGACGUCAUCCUCGAAACCGGCUAUGCAGGCUUCUUCUCAGAGUUCGUCUUUGCCAGCGAGGAGUACCCCGAGUGGGUGGGUAGCGACUUCAAUGAUGUGUUUGGCAUCUGGAUCGACGGUAAGCAGAUUGCGGUGGACUCGACUGGUGCCCCCGUCACGAUCAAUGGGGGCUUCUUCUCGAGUGCGGAUGUGGUGACGCCGCCGGCUUCGGGGUCGAGCUUUGAUGGAUCUACGCCGUUGCUGAGGGCGGGUGGGUCGGUGAUAGCUCCGGGCGCUCACACCAUUCAAGUGGCUAUCUGUGAUACGGCAGAUUCGCUCUUGGAUAGCUCUGUCUUUUUGGCCCUGGGGGCUUGCACGGAUGCGGAGAACUGCAAGACCGGGGCUGUUAAGGCCCCGCCGGUAACAUCGACCUCUACAACUUCAACUUCUACGACGUCGAUGAGUGUGAUAUCAAACACUACUAUCGUUGCCCCAGUCACGACAGUCCCUGCCAACACGAGCACUGUCGUUGUGCUUCCCACCACCAGCUCUAUUAUCCCGACAACCAACGUUACGCUCCCCGAGGUUACAAGCACCACUGUCACCGCUGUCCUGCCCAUCGGCACAAACCCCACCGCUCCAAUUGUCACGGGUCCCAUCAGCUCCGUGCACACAUCCAGCGUGACCGCCCCAUACGGUAACAGCACUGUCAUUGUUGCCCCAACCAACACUGGAAGCAGCGUCAUCACCGCCGCCCCAUUGCCCACCGACGAUGAGGAAGCCCCAUGCGUGACCUACACUUCCUACAUCACCAAGACCUUCACCAAGUGUGACCAGACCGCCUGCCACGCCACCACUACCGUCAAGCCCACGGUCGUCACCUCAACUCUGCACUUGACUGUCUACACACCUUGCUCGACUGUCACCGUCAGCAAGUGCGCGGGUGCGGAAUGUGUAACUUACACCAACACUGUCACGUACCCGGCGGUCACUGGAUACCCCCCAGUCCCGACCUUUGAGGCCCCUGCCGUCUCGACCGUGACUCCUGUCUCUGCUUGCACUCCGGGUGUGAACUGCCCCCACGUCCACCCCGCUUCCUCUUCCGGUGUUGCUGUUCCAUCCGCUCCAGUUGUCGGUGCACCAGGCGCUCCCGCUUCAUCUGCUGGCGUUGCUACCCCAUCUGCUCCCGUUGCCUGUGGUAUUAACUGCCCCCACGGCCACCCCACCUCUUCUGAAGGUGUUGCUGUCCCAUCUGCUCCUGCUACUGGCGCACCAGGCGCCCCGGCUACAUCUGCUGGCGUCGCUGUUCCAUCUGCUCCAGGUGCCCCGGCUUCAUCUGCUGGCGUUGCUGUUCCAUCCGCCCCAUCUGCCUGCACUCCUGGUGUUAACUGCCCUCACGGUCACCCCGCCUCUUCUGAGGGUGUUGCUGUCCCAUCUGCUCCUGCUACUGGCGCACCAGGUGCCCCGGCUACAUCUGCUGGUGUCGCUGUUCCGUCUGCUCCAGGUGCUCCGGUUUCCUCUGCUGGUGUUGCUGUUCCAUCCGCUCCAUCUGCAUGCACUCCCGGUGUCGACUGCGCUCACCCGGCUUCUGUCACCGGAGGCCCAGUAGUCUCCCCCGUGGCAGUUCCCGCCGUCCACAACACCACCGUCUCCGCUGUCAACAGCACUACCUCAACCAGCUCUUCUACCACCUCCCACAGCACCUCCCACAGCACCACCUCCACCAUCUCAACCAAGACUACAGCGCACCCAGUGAAGCCCACCGCGACACCUGCCGGAGCCCUCUUUGAGGGUGCCGCGAACAGGGUCCAUGGUGCCGCCGGUGUGAUGGUUGGAUUGAUGGUUGCCGGUUUCGUGGCUCUCUUGUAG
Messenger RNA from Morchella sextelata, 2205 nucleotides. RefSeq lists its product as uncharacterized. The record is from RefSeq and is a predicted model, not a curated record. NCBI's taxonomy places the organism in Eukaryota, Fungi, Ascomycota, Pezizomycetes, Pezizales, Morchellaceae. Bases 1 to 2205 code for a protein of 734 amino acids. The transcript has a single exon.